UUAAAAAUGGCAGUUUCCUUUCAUGAAAUUGAGUGAAGUAAGCAGUAAGCUGUUUCGGGUUUAUAUCAGGAAAUAAAGUUCUAAUUAAACACUUAUUUACUUUAUUAUUCAUUAUUCCGUACCACAUUAAUACAGCAAAAUGUUGUAUUUGGAAGAUUACUUGGAAAUGAUCGAGCAUCUACCUCAGGAAUUAAGGGACAGGUUUACAGAAAUGAGAGAAUUGGAUUUAACAGUGCAAAAUAACAUGGAUGAACUAGAAAAACGGGUAAAAAUAUUUUUUAAUGAUUGUAAGCGCUAUCCCGGUGAGUUACCGCCUGCCAUUCAAGUCGAAUUUGAUUCUGUUAAAAAAGAGUACAAAAAGACACUUGAAGACGCAGAUGAGAAGGUUCAUCUAGCGAAUCAGAUGUUUGAAUUAGUUGAUAAAUACUUACGACGGCUUGACACAGAACUCCAUAAAUUUAAAUGCGAACUAGAGGCAGACAAUAAAGGAAUAACUGAAGUUCUUGAAAAACGUUCACUGGAGUUAGAUACACCAGUUAAUUCCACAAACAUUUCGUCCCAACAACAGAAAGAAAAUAGAUAUGAAAGUUCUAGCAGCUUUAGAUAUCGGCAAAGAAGUGAAAAAAGACGUGAUAGUAGUAAUUCAAUGCAGACAUCAUUUGCGGAAAAAAGACAAGCAGUUGCCCCUAUACCUCUUGUAGAGACUCGUCAUAGUUCAAUAGGCCAAUCAACUCCCCCUGCCCAGUCUAAUGUUACUUAUAAUUUAGGACAUAUAGGGGCUGGUCCUGCCAUUGCGGCUGCGGCGUCACAAGCAAUUGCAGCCACUCAGCAGAUGCAACAAGGCAGAAGAACAGCAAGCCUCAAGGCAUCAUACGAAGCGAUUAAUACAGGAAGUCACGGUCACGAGUUUAGUAUUGGGCGUGAGUUGGCUGGAGCGGCUCAAACAGCCAUUCAGGCCAUCCAGCAAGACCAUGCAAAUAACAAAAAGAAGCAAAAGAAAUGGACAGGUGGUAGUUCUAGCAUACCCUCAGCAUCGUCAACCGUCCAACAAAUGUUAAAUGCACCUCUUGCUAGUGUUGCUCCUGAAUCUCCUUCAAUAGACGUGUCUUCACAAAGCGCAGAAGUUACUGAUGGUGAAUGGACCUAUGACCCCAACGAGCCUAGAUAUUGUCUCUGUAAUCAGGUUUCUUAUGGAGAUAUGGUAGCUUGUGAUAAUGAAGACUGUCCAACUGAAUGGUUUCAUUAUCCUUGCGUUGGUAUUACUGCACCCCCAAAAGGCAAAUGGUAUUGUCCACAGUGUUUAGCGUCAAUGAAACGUAGAGGAAGCCGAAAAAAUUGAAGGAGUUUUAAUAGAAAGAUGUAUGUAAUGAGUUUAAAAUGGCUUGUAAAAAUUUAAUGGAGGCGGGAGAACCGAACGAGAAAUCAAUGAGAGCUUUAGCUGGAAUAAAAAAAGAAAAAACGUUUCAAGGGAAAAUUCGAGAUUAAAUUUGUGAUAUAAUAAAUAUAGUGUUUAAUUUCCUAUUUAAUUCGAUAUUUUUCACUGAAACAGUAAUUAUAAAAAUAGAAGUAUUCAAAUGUCAUUGUGUUUUUAUUGUGAUUAAUAAUUUCCUAUAUAAUAUUUAAGAUCUUGUAAAAUUAUGAAAAUGUAAUAUUUAUGUAUGCUCAAGUUUUUACUCUUUAAAUAUGUAGUAUUGUAAACUGAUUUGUUACGCUUAUAAAUCAUAAAACAUGAAACACGAA
This is a messenger RNA of Tribolium madens (black flour beetle), 1740 nucleotides long. RefSeq names its product inhibitor of growth protein 3 (gene Ing3). The transcript has 8 exons. NCBI's taxonomy places the organism in Eukaryota, Metazoa, Arthropoda, Insecta, Coleoptera, Tenebrionidae. Gene Ontology annotation, cellular component: NuA4 histone acetyltransferase complex. Bases 140 to 1339 code for a protein of 399 amino acids. The record is from RefSeq and is a predicted model, not a curated record. Gene Ontology annotation, biological process: regulation of DNA-templated transcription.